This is a messenger RNA of Ilex paraguariensis (yerba mate), 2397 nucleotides long. Lineage: Eukaryota; Viridiplantae; Streptophyta; Magnoliopsida; Aquifoliales; Aquifoliaceae. The record is from the annotation of a GenBank genome assembly.
AUGAGAGUUAAUUUUUGUGUUACCAAUAAGGAUAAUGGAGGUUAUCGAGCGCCGAAGUUUCAAACUUUAACGCCUAUCUUCCAUCUGGGUCUUCGAUCAAAGACCUCCAACAAUGGCACCAUCCUUCGAUUGGUGGGCCAAGAGAGCCAUAGAGGAACACCAGUAGUCGUCAAAAUGGAAAACCCAAACAACUGGUCCAUGGUCGAGCUUGAAGCCCCUUCAGAAGAUGACUUUCUCUACCACAACGGUGACGUCUCAAUGCCCAGUCGUCCCAAAGGCAAAGCCAGAAACAAAAACGCCAAACAGCUGACCUGGGUCCUCCUACUCAAGGCCCACAAAGCCGCCGGUUGUUUAACCUCCAUCGCCACCGCAUUGCUCAGCCUCGCCGCCGCCAUUCGCCUCCGUGUUGCUUCUGGCAGAACCGACACCGACACCGAAACCAGUGGUGAAAGGGUUACUGAGAACUUGACUGUGAAAACUAAGUUUUAUUCAUGUAUAAAGGUGUUUCUCUGGGUUUCGCUUUUGUUACUGGGGUUUGAGGUAGCUGCAUAUUACAAAGGUUGGCAUUUUGGUGCACCAGAUCUUCAAUUAAAGCAUCUGUACACAUUGACAAACCCAUUAACUGUUAAGAGUGUGUUUGAUUCACUUUAUUCAAGAUGGGUUUUGAUUAGGGUGGAGUAUCUCGCUCCUCCUCUUCAAUUUCUUGCCAAUGCCUGUAUCUUGCUGUUCCUUAUUCAGAGUUUAGAUAGGUUAGUCCUCUGUUUGGGUUGUUUCUGGAUCAAAUUCAAGAAGAUCAAGCCAGUAGCCAAACAAGCCACAGUGGAUCUAGAGUCUGGUGACGCUGAUGGUUAUUUCCCCAUGGUUUUAGUUCAGAUCCCCAUGUGCAAUGAAAAAGAGGUUUAUCAGCAAUCUAUUGGUGCUGUGUGCACUUUAGACUGGCCUAAAUCCAAAAUUCUAAUUCAAGUGUUGGAUGAUUCGGAUGACCCAACAACACAAUUGUUGAUCAAAGAGGAGGUACAUAAGUGGCAACAAGAGGGUGCCAACAUUGUUUAUAGGCACAGAGUGAUUCGGGAGGGGUACAAAGCUGGCAAUCUCAAGUCUGCUAUGAAUUGUAGUUAUGUCAAAGAAUAUGAGUUUGUUGCCAUUUUUGAUGCUGAUUUUCAGCCCAACCCUGACUUUCUCCAAAGAACAGUUCCUCAUUUCAAGGAUAAUAAGGAACUAGGAUUGGUUCAGGCAAGGUGGUCAUUUGUGAACAAGGAUGAAAACUUGUUGACAAGGCUGCAGCACAUUAAUUUAGCAUUUCAUUUUGAGGUGGAGCAGCAGGUGAACGGAAUUUUCCUAAAUUUCUUUGGUUUUAAUGGGACUGCUGGUGUGUGGAGGAUAAAGGCCUUGGAGGAGUCUGGUGGGUGGUUGGAGAGAACCACCGUUGAGGACAUGGACAUCGCUGUUCGGGCUCAUCUUCAUGGAUGGAAGUUCAUUUUCCUCAAUGAUGUGGAGUGCCAAUGCGAAGUACCUGAAUCUUAUGAAGCUUAUAGGAAACAGCAACACAGGUGGCAUUCGGGGCCUAUGCAAUUGUUUCGUCUCUGUUUACCUGCCAUUAUCCGAUCAAAGAUUAGCAUUUGGAAGAAGGGCAAUUUGAUUUUCCUCUUCUUCCUGCUAAGAAAACUGAUACUACCAUUUUACUCAUUCACCCUUUUUUGCAUAAUCCUCCCUAUGACAAUGUUCAUCCCCGAGGCUACAUUGCCAUCAUGGGUUGUCUGUUACAUUCCAGCUACCAUGUCAUUUCUCAAUAUACUGCCCGCUCCAAAAUCAUUCCCCUUCAUUGUUCCCUAUCUUCUUUUUGAGAACACUAUGUCAGUGACCAAGUUCAAUGCCAUGAUUUCGGGUCUAUUUCAACUUGGAAGUGCAUAUGAAUGGGUUGUAACUAAGAAAUCGGGGCGCUCCUCUGAGGGUGAUCUUAUCACCUUGGUUGAGAAAGAACCAUUGUAUCAAAGGGGUGUCUCAGUGCCCGAUUUUGGGGAAAUCAAGGAAGAAAUUAAACAACAGGGGCAGAAGACUGGGAAGAAAAAGAAGCACAAUAGGAUAUACACAAAAGAGUUGGCACUAGCUUUCCUUCUAUUGACAGCUUCAGCGCGUAGCCUCUUGUCUGCUCAGGGGAUCCAUUUCUACUUCUUGCUCUUUCAGGGUGUAUCGUUCCUGCUUGUGGGCCUUGACUUGAUCGGUGAACAGACGCAAUAUAACACCUUGCUCGAUAGAAGAAUUUGUGUGAAAAGGAUCAUCAAAUCACUUACAUCUUGGAGGUACGGAAUCCCAUUACAAAAUGGUGAUGUUCAUUACUACAUUGAAGACUUCAAAAGUGAAGCACAAAUAGUUUCCAAAAAGAAAAAGAAAAAGUGA